Molecule: messenger RNA, 1268 nt
Organism: Symsagittifera roscoffensis
Lineage: Eukaryota; Metazoa; Xenacoelomorpha; Acoela; Convolutidae
Product: receptor-type tyrosine-protein phosphatase kappa-like
Exons: 9
Coding region: 1-1044 (347 amino acids)
Biological process (GO): protein dephosphorylation
Molecular function (GO): protein tyrosine phosphatase activity
Source: RefSeq, a predicted model, not a curated record
AUGUCCGUAUUUCGCUCUAUAUCGAUGAAGACGUACAGACAGCUGUCCAGUUUGAGCGUAGCCACGAAUAAGUUUGAAAACUACGCCUUCAGACAGACCGAGUCGACGCUCUCCUCUCACUACCAACAACUCACCAGGACAGUCAAGCCUGGAGCGACAAAAGAUAUCGCAGAGCAUCCCGAGAAUUCAACUCGCAACAGGUGGUCUAAUGUGGUCUCAUACGAUCAUAGUCAAUUCAUGCUUGACGAGGACUGUGCUGGACCCCUUCCACGUGACAAAGAGCCGCCCACGUACAUUAACGCCAGCUGGAUCCCGGGCGAGAAUGACGAAAAAGAAUAUAUUGCCACCCAAGGUCCGAAGAAAGGAUACAUUUUGGACUUUUGGACAAUGGUAUGGCAGACUAAGUCCAGAACGAUUAUAAUGCUCACCAAUCUUCGAGAACCUUCUCCAGGUGACAGGGAGGGGGGCAAGAUGAUGGAAAAGUGCGCCAGGUACUGGCCAGACAAACGCCGCCACCACACCACACUAAAACUCACUCCAAACUUCAAAGUGGAGAAUCAGGGAGAGGAGAAUUUGGGAACUUGUGGCGUCAUCAGAAGCCUCAAAGUCACGCAAAUGGAAGAAGAGCUUUUGGUGAAGCAAUUCCACUUCACUGUGUGGCCCGAUCAUGGGGUGCCUAAAAACUUCGACGAGUGUGUUCUCUUUCUCAAGGCCACUCGUGAACACGCACACAAGAUUUAUGAACAGAAACCAACAGAAGCAAAAAGAAACCAACAGAAAUAUACUUGUCAUGAAGAAACAAUUGGUUUUCAGUUCCCGCUGUCAACCCCGCGCAUUGUGCACUGCUCAGCUGGUGCUGGAAGGACUGGUUGCUACAUUGUGUUGUCUCGGGUACUGGACCAGCUGGAAAGGAAGGCCACCCAGAUGGACAUCAAACGACUCGUAGGCGAGCUCAGAUACAACAGAAUGGAAAUGGUUCAGACUUCGUCCCAGUACAAAUUUAUCCACGAUAUGACGGCAUUCCUCAUCAACAAGAUGAACUGAAGUUACAUCAUAGUUACGUCAUCGUUUCGUCUUGUGCCAAAAGGAAUCGUUACAAAGAAGAAACAUUGCCAGUUGGACCAAAACGUUCAUCGCUCUUUGAGCAAACCCGUAGUUCGUUCAUUGCCUUCCUGAUGAAGUGACGUUUCGCCAUUAUUACGCGGUGUGCCUAGUUAAUCUUUGCCGGCAAAAAGUUAACCAGUUCAACAAAAAAAACGUUCAUGAUC